AUGAGGACCAGCUUUAUCAAGCUUGUUAUCUUGUUCUUUCUCUUACUGAUCCAAAGUUUUGCAGAUUUGGAUCAUAGUGAUGAUGAAAUAUACUACAACGGAUUUAAACACCAUUCUCUGAAGUUUGACGGUGAAGCUCAAGCGGAUCUAGAUACCGGUCUCUUGAAGUUAACCAACUACAAAAAACAGUAUGAACAAGGUCAUGCCUUCUACUCUAAAUCUUUUCAUUUCAAAAGUAACUUCUCCUUCUCUACCACUUUCGUCUUCGCAAUAACAUCUGAAACUGGCCCGAGUGGUCAGGGAAUGACUUUUGUUAUUGCACCUCAAAGAGGACUACCAGGAUCUUUAACACACCAAUUCCUAGGCCUAUUCAACAACACCAACGAUGGGAAAUCCACAAACCAUGUCUUUGCGGUGGAGUUAGAUGGUAUCAACAAUGUAGAGUUUGACACCGUUCAAGGUGCACACGUUGGAAUUGAUAUCAAUAGUCUAAGGUCUGUCAACUCCACUUCCCCUGGGUAUAUCAUUGACGGGGAAUACAAGAAAUUAAAUCUUAGUAGCGGGGAACCGAUGCAGGUGUGGGUAGAGUAUGAUGGGGUAGACAAGCAAGUUAGUGUAACAAUGGCACCAGUUAACAUAUCGAAACCACACGUUCCUCUCUUGUUAUGGCACCAAAAUCUCUCAACUAUAUUCUUAGAUUCCAUGUACGUUGGGUUUUCAGCGUCUACCCAAACUGUACUAACAAAUCAUUACAUAUUGGGAUGGAGUUUUCAGAUUGAUGGUAUAGCUCGGCCGCUAAACCUUUCAAGCCUACCUAAGCUUCCUCAGGCUCCACCAAAUCCUUCACCCCCACCGUCACCUCCUCCUCCCACACCUCUUCCUCCUCCUCCUCAUCCUUCUCCUCCUCUUAAGCCUUCAAACAACAGACAGAUAUGGGUGAAAAUUGCAACGGCAAUAGCUGGCUCAGUUUUAAUUUUGGCAAUAUUGGCAAUCUUUGCCUUCUGUUAUUUUCGAAAACAUUAUAGAAACAAGGUCCCAGUACGGGCACCAUCACCUCCACCAGUAGCGGGGCUUCGGAAGUUUUCAUAUAGUGAGCUGGAAGAGGCGACAAAUGUGUUUAGGGAAGAUAUUGGGGUAGGUGCAUUUGGUACCGUCUACCGUGGUGUAUUACCUUAUUCUGAAAUCCAAGUUGCUGUCAAGAAAGUCUCUCGUGAUGCAAAAUAUGGAUCGAAGCAGUUUAUGGCGGAGAUCGAGUGUCUGGGUAACCUUCGACACCGAAACGUGGUACAUCUCCAUGGCUAUUGUGAACACGAAGGACAGCUACUUCUGGUCUAUGAUUUCAUGCCCAAUGGAAGUGUAGAAAAGUUUCUCUAUCCGAAACGGAAUCCCCUACAUUGCACGCUUCCUUGGAGUCAAAGAUUUCAAAUUAUAAAAGAUAUUGCUUCUGGAUUAUAUUAUCUACACAAAGGGUGGGAACAAGUUGUGAUUCACAGAGACAUAAAAUCCAGUAAUGUCUUAUUGGAUAGUAAGAUGAACGCAAGAUUGGGCGAUUUUGGUCUUGCAAAACUGUAUGAUCAUGGAGCGGAUAAUUCUCCAACUACGAGAGUAGUUGGUACUCUUGGAUACAUUGCUCCAGAAAUGCAUUAUGGAAUGCCAUCAACCCAGACCGAUGUGUACGCAUUUGGGGCUUUCUUGCUCGAAAUUGCUUGCGGGAGAAGACCAAAUUUGGUGGCGGAGCGGGGUCUGCAUCUGGUUGACUGGGUUUUAUCUACUAUGAAGGAAAAUAAAAUUCUCAGUACUGUUGAUAAGAAGUUAGGAGGUGAAUAUGCAGAAGAAGAGAUGCUUUUGGUGUUAAAACUCGGGUUAAUGUGUUGCCGUUUGGAUCCCACUGCUAGGCCAAGCAUCCAAAAAAUCCUCCAAUUUUUGAGUGGAGAUGCUGCUGAAGCCGAUUUACGCAACCUUCACAUGAGGGAUGAAGCACCUUUCCGCUAUGUAGGGGGAGGAAAUACAUCACCUCUCUCUGGUGCAUAUAGUGGUUCUACAUCACCUGGCAAUGACCCAGCUCCCUCUAGGCAAAUGGGAUCAAGAUCAUCUGCAAAUGAAGUAGAUUCUUCUGCGAGUCGGAACGUGUUUACACUUUGAGUUAGAGUUGAUGGUACUUUCUUCCAGCUGACAUUUUUAUUUGGGCUUGUUGUUGGUAUUGAGUGCAUAAAUAUGCGACUUCUGCAAGUUCAGUAUUCUUUUUGUACAUAUUGCCAAUUCAAAACAUAAGAGUUGAUUAAGAUGUAAUCGAGGGACUG
Papaver somniferum (opium poppy) is the source of this 2300-nucleotide messenger RNA. Its product is annotated as L-type lectin-domain containing receptor kinase IV.1-like. The transcript has a single exon. Bases 1 to 2142 code for a protein of 713 amino acids. Lineage: Eukaryota; Viridiplantae; Streptophyta; Magnoliopsida; Ranunculales; Papaveraceae. The record is from RefSeq and is a predicted model, not a curated record. Gene Ontology annotation, molecular function: carbohydrate binding; protein kinase activity; ATP binding. Gene Ontology annotation, biological process: protein phosphorylation. Gene Ontology annotation, cellular component: plasma membrane.